UGUAACUUGAAACAUCGUCACCGUCCGCACAAGUAGACUUUUUACGCAGACACAACUAAACAGCUGACUAGCAAAGAUGGCUUGGGAUGGAGGAAUUGAGCCCAAUGGCACUGAAGGCAAGAACUUCUACAUUCCCAUGUCCAACAGGACUGGGAUUGUUAGAAGUCCUUAUGAGUACAAUCAGUAUUAUAUGGUAGACCCGAUAAUUUACAAAGUUCUAGCUUUCUACAUGUUCUUCCUGAUCUGCACUGGGACUCCCAUCAACGGCCUGACAUUGUUCGUAACUGCUCAGAACAAGAAGCUCCGGCAACCUCUCAACUAUAUCCUGGUCAACCUGGCUGUGGCUGGACUCAUCAUGUGCUGCUUUGGAUUCACCAUCACCAUCACAUCAGCUGUUAAUGGCUACUUCAUUCUUGGAGCCACCUCCUGUGCAGUUGAGGGAUUCAUGGCCACACUAGGAGGUGAAGUUGCUCUCUGGUCACUUGUUGUCCUGGCUGUUGAGAGAUACAUUGUGGUCUGCAAACCCAUGGGAAGCUUCAAGUUCUCUGGAGCUCAUGCUGGUGCUGGAGUUUUCUUCACAUGGGUCAUGGCAAUGGCUUGUGCUGCACCUCCACUUUUUGGCUGGUCCAGGUACAUUCCUGAGGGAAUGCAGUGUUCCUGCGGUCCCGACUACUACACACUGGCUCCAGGUUUCAACAAUGAGUCAUAUGUCAUCUACAUGUUUAUUGUCCACUUCUUCAUUCCUGUCUUCGUCAUUUUCUUCACUUAUGGAAGUCUUGUGUUGACAGUCAAAGCUGCAGCAGCACAGCAGCAGGACUCAGCUUCUACCCAGAAAGCUGAGAAGGAAGUGACCCGUAUGUGUGUCUUGAUGGUCUUGGGCUUCCUGGUAGCUUGGACACCAUAUGCUAGCUUCGCCGGUUGGAUUUUCAUGAACAAGGGAGCUUCUUUCACUGCCCUCACUGCAGCCCUCCCUGCUUUCUUUGCAAAGAGCUCCGCUUUGUACAACCCUGUUAUCUACGUGCUAAUGAACAAACAGUUCCGUAACUGCAUGCUAACCACCAUUGGAAUGGGCGGCAUGGUGGAGGAUGAGACCUCAGUUUCAACAAGCAAGACAGAGGUGUCNUCUGUGUCUUAAUCAUGAUGGCAUCUUCAGAUCUAUGGACAUUGAUGAUUGCUUCCAGAUUUUAAAACAUCCCAUUAGAAUCCUUUUGCCAAAUGGAUUUAACAAAUGGAGUCUGGACCAAAAACACUAAGGAAUUCUAUGUUAUCUGUGAACUAACAGAAAGGCAAAUGCAUUUUCUGUUGGGAUGAUGUUGUACAGCAAUUGUGUGUCUGUGUGCAUGUGUGAGCAUUUGAGAGAAUGAAUAUGAGUGAACUUGUAAACGAAAAACACCUCAAACCGUAAACCUGCUGAAAUGUGACACUUGUACCUGAUGAAUGUACAAUCACAUGUUGAUUGUUUUCAUGCAAUUACUUGGGGGAGCAUAUAUUUCACUGGUCUACCAGUGGUGUUAUUUUUAUGCAUUAUAUGAAAAGGAAAAAAAAAAUAUAGGACUGAGUAGAUAAAAUAAAUGCAUGCAUAAA
Molecule: messenger RNA, 1584 nt
Organism: Neolamprologus brichardi
Lineage: Eukaryota; Metazoa; Chordata; Actinopteri; Cichliformes; Cichlidae
Source: RefSeq, a predicted model, not a curated record